CAUUCUUCCUAAAAAAUAGUCAUUUUUGAUAAAAUAAAAAAAGUAAACAGUUUCUACAAUUGUCGAUUUUGGGUUCAUUUUGAUCAAAUGCUUUAAUUUUUGUCCGAUGGAGCAUUUGGCCAAGGAUUUAACGAAUGCUCUUGAAGAAUCAGAGUCUUGUGGUCCUAUUAAUUUCGAUCCUAAAAUAAAAUGGGGUAUGAGGAGAAGAACACGAUCGGCUGGAAAUUUGCAUUUUUAUCUUAAUAAAUCUGGGGAUAAUAGAUCUGAUGAUAGCAGCAGUUCUUACUCAGAGGUCCUGAACAGAGGCGAUGAGAGGGGUAGGAACAAAGUUGUCAGUUUUCACCAAAGUGAUUCUGAUGAUCUUAGUUUCAAAGUAAUUGGUAGUGAUACAUUGCGUAUGCAAAAUCAUUUACAACCCUUCCUAAGGGGUCGAUACAAUAAAUUGGUUGUUUGUCAUAGUUUAGAAAGUGAUUCCUUCAACGAACACUCUCCUGCAAGGCCAAGCUUUCGUAGAAAACGGAAAUUGAAAAGAAUGUUUAUUGAAGAAGCACCAAUGCCUCAAUGUGGAAAAAGGAAGAGAUCUCAAAAAUUGGAUAUUCUUGAGAAUGAUCAUAUCAGAAGUGGAAACCGAAUAAAGCCUUUACAUAAAAGUAUUGUGGAUAAGAUUGAGAAAUUCUGCAAGAAGACGGUUUCUGAUGAUGGAAUGUCCAUGGAAGUACAAAGUAUUGAUGACAAUUUUGACAUUGCUAGUGAAAGCAGUCUCAGUUGGAGUGGAGGAGAAGGUCAUGAAGGAGAUGACGAAUUAACUGAUUGGGCUCCAUCAGUUGAAACACCUACAGAGCCAUCAUACAUAACUGAGUAUGAUCCUAGAGAAAUAAGGGCAGGCUGCAGAAGACUGGGAGAUGAACGUCCAGGAUUUAGUAUUGUAACAAAUGCUAAUGAAAGGGUUGCAAAAUUUUUGCAAGAUAGUUCUAAAUCAGAAUUGAAAUUAUUCGGCGGGGACAAAGACAAAAUUAGACAAUUGGCCAAUCUUUACUCUUUGGACCUCUGGUCUGAUGGUGCUAUGUCAACACUUCUACGUAAAACAAACAGAACACCUUGUAUGCAACCAACCCAGAGACAUCAUAGCAGUUUUUCAUUGGGAAAUAAGAGGAUAAGAGUCCAUUCGCAUGUCAAACAGUGAACGUUAAAGUUAUAGUUCAUCUAUUUUUAAUUUUAAGAUGUUGAUUAAUAAUUUAUUAUAGUUUAAUUCUGAGAGGAGUUAUUGAAAAAAUAUUGUGAAGUUGAAACUAAAAUUUCAAUUGAUUAAUGUAUAUCUAGUCAUGAUAGUUGAAUUUUCAAUUUACUCAUAAUAAAAUUUAUGUUGGAUGGGC
This is a messenger RNA of Harmonia axyridis, 1373 nucleotides long. RefSeq lists its product as uncharacterized. NCBI's taxonomy places the organism in Eukaryota, Metazoa, Arthropoda, Insecta, Coleoptera, Coccinellidae. The transcript has 4 exons. The record is from RefSeq and is a predicted model, not a curated record. Bases 107 to 1183 code for a protein of 358 amino acids.